Anopheles aquasalis is the source of this 2654-nucleotide messenger RNA. Its product is annotated as alpha-1B adrenergic receptor-like. Gene Ontology annotation, molecular function: G protein-coupled receptor activity. Gene Ontology annotation, biological process: G protein-coupled receptor signaling pathway. Gene Ontology annotation, cellular component: membrane. The record is from RefSeq and is a predicted model, not a curated record. NCBI's taxonomy places the organism in Eukaryota, Metazoa, Arthropoda, Insecta, Diptera, Culicidae.
AUGGUACCAUUCCAGCUGGAGAUAUUUGCUCUCGUGGCCGUACUCGUCGGCUUCAUAGUCAACACCUACAUUGUCGUGAUAGUAAUCCUCACGAAGCAGAUAACGUUCGCCAGCAAGGUAUUGCUGCUGCACCUGGGCAUCGUGAACACGGUCUUGUGUCUGUGCUACUGCAUCUUCUACGCGAUCAGCCUGCUGCAGCUGCUGCCGGUUGGGUUGGAAGCGAUGGACAUCACCUGUCUGCUGUUCGGGCUCUGCUUCAACACGCUCCAUUCCAUCGCCCUGUGGACGCUCUGUGCGCUUAACUUUGAUCGGUACUUCGCCAUCGCGACACCGCUGCAUUACGGCACCUACAUCAACACCAAAAAGCAGGUGCUUAUAACUCUCGGUGCUGGAUGGAUAGUGUCGACCCUGUUUAGUCUGCCGCAGGCGGCCCGUAUCUCCGCCUACAAGUUCGAUAAUGACUAUGCGCUCUGCCUACCAAACUCGCCGACGACCGAGUCGCUCGUCUACAGUGUCAGCUUCGUCCUCUUCACUAUCCUGCUGCCGAUCAUCCUUAUCCUUGGAUGCAAUAUGAAGGUGCUGAUGAUUGCACGAUACCAGCGAAACCGGAUCGCGUCCGCCAUCUUGGAGGUGACAUUGUCGGCGCAGCUCACCAUCACGCACCAGCGAAAUCCGUUCUUCGUACAGGGUGAUGCCGGUGCCGGUGGCGGGUCGGGUGGACCGAGCAGACCCGUCACCGGUGCCUUGGCUGCGGAUCCCGGCGGCCUCACCGGUGACUGCAAGGCGUGCACGCACGCACCAGGCACCAACCACCAGAACAACCCGGCGGCCAACGUGAUCCAGCUGGUCGGCUCAGCGAUCCUGUUCCACUGUCCCUACUACUUCGUCAUCCUGUGGAACAGCGUGCUACCGUUCGUGGCGGGUGGAUCGUGGCGAACCCCUGCCCUUCUGCUCAACCUGGCCUUCUUUCUGCUGCUCCUCUCGCCCACCAUCAACGCGAUCCUGUACGGUGUGCGGAGCAAGAUCGUGCGCCGCUCGUUACGCAACAUCUGGCGCAAGCAGAAGCAAAAGAUGGAGAUACACUACGAGAUACAGGCGCGCACACCGUCAACCUGCGGAUCGCGGCGCCCCUCCCUCAGCGGUACCCAGCAGCAGCAGCAGCAGCAGCAGCAGCAGCAGCAACAACAGCAACAGCAACCGCUGCUGAUCGCGUUCGCCGAUGGGACGCGCUCGGAGCUGACUGGCACGGAGUCGUCCGUCGCUAUCUCACGCGCGAACCGUAUCAAGUUUGGCAGCUGCUCGGCGCUCGCCACACCUUCGCCGAGCUACGCCGCGCCUGCCCUGCCCGUGCACGGGCAGCACGAGCUGCUGCUGGCGCACGGGCAAUCCGCCGGUACCGGUAUCCGGCCGAAGAUCACCAUCACCAAGAUACUGGCCGACGACGAUUAUGACGAUUAUGAGCCCGCUGCCCGGACGCGCCUACUUAGCGACUCAUCGGCCACCGAGGCCAGCGAGGGAGGAAGUUUGCACUACGAUGACCGAGGUUGUGGUGCUGCGGUGCCCCCUGCACCGACCUCCAUCACGAUACCACCGACCCUUUACCACUACCACACUCACGACAAUCGCAACGUCGCAAGACAAUCAGGUGCCAAGCCGACCGGCGCCUCGGGCGCCCUCAGGCUCGAGCCGAAGCUAGCGUUUAGGAAGUUUUGUUCGUUACAGGAAAUUCUGGGAACUGAGUAAGGGGUGAACAAAACAAAUGGGGAUUUCUGCACUAUUAGCCUGUUAUUAUCUUGUAAGAACGGGAACCCCCCCCCCCCCCCCUCCCCACCCCCUUUAUCAAACCAGUUAGGAUACACACACACACACACACACACACUUUACGGGCUAUGAGUGCGUAGAGAAUUUGGAACUAACGAAUAGCAGUAAAUUAAGGAUAUUAUACAUAUUAGCUACAGAUAUAGGUGUACACUAAAUGUAGAUGUGAUGCAGUGUUUACACCGUUCUAGGCCACUCUCUCCCCCCCCCCCCCCUUCCCUUCUCAUUCUCUAUCUAUCUCUCUCUUGUCCCAUAGGGAUAGAGAGAAGUCCAUAGGGAUAGGGAAAAGAGGAUAUUUAAGAAGCGAAAUGUAUAUGUUGAAUUUUUUAAAUGUGAAUCGAAUGGCAGAUACAGAUCGCCCUGUCCCGCCCUCACCCUUCCCUUUUUCUCCCCCUCUCACCGGUUGAAACGUUUGUUAUCGAGCAGGAGAUCGAUCGUGGCAUUCGAGUUGGGCUGUUAACGAGCUAAUUCUUAGUAGAAACGAUGGGGAGGGUACCACAGAGCUUCGAUUUUUAGCAGUGCACCCACCCACCCCAUUAGCAGUAGGGUGCUAAUCGAGCUGGACGGACGGGGCGGGGCUACGGUGUUUCCCCCCACUUCGCCCCCCCCCCCUCCUUCCCUCUCCCCUUCGCGGAAGUGUGGAAGCUGACGCUGUUGGUUUUUGUGCACGUACAAAUACGCAAACGUAACUGUAGCAAAAGUAGCAGAAAAAUGAUCAACAAAGGCUACGGACACCAUGGACCUCAAUGUGACCCGAUUUGGAGCAGGUUUCAAUUUUUACAACCAGUUCCGUACGUUACAGUAGUCGACUAGUACAACCCUUUCCCCACCCGGCU